Peromyscus leucopus (white-footed mouse) is the source of this 3316-nucleotide messenger RNA. It is a transcript of the gene Dhx35, whose product is annotated as DEAH-box helicase 35. The coding region runs from base 104 to 2215 and encodes 703 amino acids. The transcript is spliced from 22 exons. The record is from RefSeq and is a predicted model, not a curated record. Gene Ontology annotation, molecular function: RNA binding. NCBI's taxonomy places the organism in Eukaryota, Metazoa, Chordata, Mammalia, Rodentia, Cricetidae. Gene Ontology annotation, cellular component: intracellular anatomical structure; catalytic step 2 spliceosome.
AUCCGCCCAGGCAGAGCCUGCUCGCGGGCCACGCCCCUUGAGCCCCGAGGGACUCGCGUGCGUUUAGCGAGGCGGAGUCUUCUUCGUGACCUUUCACCCCAGCAUGGCUGCGCCCUUGGGACCAGUGAAGUUCUGGAAACCCGGUACAGAAGGGCCUGGUGUCAGCAUCUCCGAAGAGAGACAGAGUGUCACUGAGAACUCGGGGACAACCAUCAUUUACAACCCGUAUGCUGCCCUUUCCAUAGAGCAGCAGCGACAGAAGCUGCCUGUGUUCAAGCUUAGGAACCACAUUUUGUACUUGGUAGAAAGCUAUCAGACUGUGGUGAUUGUUGGAGAAACUGGAUGUGGGAAGAGCACCCAGAUUCCACAGUACCUGGCAGAAGCUGGCUGGACAGCCGAAGGACGAGUGGUUGGAGUGACCCAGCCUCGAAGAGUGGCCGCUGUGACAGUUGCAGGGAGAGUAGCUGAUGAAAGGGGCGCAGUGCUGGGCCAUGAGGUGGGCUACUGCAUCCGCUUCGAUGACUGCACCGACCCGCUGGCCACGAGAAUUAAGUUCCUUACAGAUGGGAUGCUGGUCAGAGAAAUGAUGGUUGAUCCAUUGUUAACAAAAUAUAGUGUCAUCAUGCUGGACGAAGCCCAUGAGAGGACCUUAUAUACGGACAUUGCCAUUGGCUUGCUGAAGAAGAUUCAGAAAAAACGAGGGGAUCUUCGCCUGAUUGUGGCCUCCGCCACUCUGGAUGCAGAGAAAUUUCGAGAUUUCUUUAACCAGAAUGAAACUAGUGACCCAGCCAGGGAUACCUGUGUGACCCUUACAGUGGAAGGGCGGACAUUUCCAGUGGAUAUCUUUUACCUACAAAGUCCUGUUCCAGAUUAUAUCAAGGCAACUGUGGAUACUGUGGUGAAAAUUCACCAGACAGAGGGAGAUGGAGAUAUACUAGCCUUCCUUACUGGUCAGGAAGAAGUGGAAAUGGUUGUAUCCAUGCUGAUCGAGCAGGCCCGGGCGCUGGCUCGCACGGGGAUGAAGAAACACCUCCGGGUUCUCCCCAUGUAUGCAGGACUGCCUUCUUUUGAGCAGAUGAAGGUGUUUGAAAGGGUGUCCCACAGCGUCAGAAAGGUGAUUGUGGCCACCAAUGUGGCAGAAACUUCCAUCACAAUCAGUGGCAUUGUGUAUGUGAUUGACUGUGGCUUUAUGAAGCUCCGAGCCUACAACCCCAGGACAGCUAUUGAAUGCUUGGUGGUGGUACCAGUGUCUCAGGCGUCAGCCAACCAGAGGGCAGGGCGUGGUGGGCGCAACCGCUCCGGAAAGUGUUACCGCCUUUAUACAGAGGAAGCCUUUGACCAGUUACCUCAGUCCACUGUCCCUGAGAUGCAGCGCAGCAAUUUGGCCCCCGUCAUCCUGCAGCUGAAAGCCCUAGGGAUCGACAAUGUCCUCAGGUUCCACUUCAUGUCUCCCCCGCCAGCACAGUCGAUGGUUCAAGCCUUGGAAUUACUCUAUGCUCUCGGAGGCCUGGACAAAGAUUGCCGCCUAACUGAGCCGCUCGGCAUGAGAAUUGCAGAGUUCCCUCUGAACCCCAUGUUUGCCAAGAUGCUGUUGGAGUCAGGGAACUUCGGCUGUUCUCAGGAGGUCCUGAGCAUCGCUGCCAUGAUGCAGAUCCAGAAUGUCUUUGUGUUCCCAUCAAACCAGAAAUCUCAGGCAACUCGAGUGCACCGGAAAUUUGCUGUGGAGGAGGGUGAUCAUCUCACCAUGCUCAAUGUAUAUGAAGCAUUUAUCAAACACAACAAGAGCUCCCAGUGGUGUCAGGAGCAUUUCCUGAAUUACAAGGGUCUUGUCAGAGCUGCCACCGUGAGAGAACAGUUGAAAAAGCUCCUCGUCAAGUUCCAGGUGCCCAAGAUGUCCAGCGAAGGUGAUCCAGACCCUGUCCUGAGGUGCAUCGUGUCAGGGUUCUUUGCAAAUGCAGCACGGUUCCACUCCUCUGGGGCAUACAGGACUAUCCGUGAUGAUCAUGAGCUGCACAUCCACCCUGCCUCAGUCCUCUAUGCAGAGAAGCCACCCCGUUGGGUUAUCUACAACGAAGUUAUCCAGACCUCCAAGUAUUACAUGCGAGACGUGACUGCCAUAGAAUCUGCUUGGCUGCUGGAGCUGGCUCCGCAUUUUUAUCAACAAGGAACGCACCUGUCCCUGAAAGCCAAGAGGGCCAAGGUCCAGGACCCGUGAUUGGAGCUCAGCAAGUGGCUGCAGGGACGGCUUGGCAGCCUUCCUUCGUGUGGUUUCCAGCACCAGCUCAGGUGGAACAGGCAGUCGAUCUAGUGUGGGCUGCAUCCUGCGCAUUAGCUCCCUCUUCCUGCUCCCCUCAGCAUUUACCAUCCUUACUGGGACCCAAGAGGAGUCUGAGCAUGGCCGGUGUUCUGUUGCACCGCACCUAGGCCAAGCAAGAGUUGGCUCAGCUGUGCUCUGGACUCAGUGCUCACUCUCAGUAGCCAGCACACUACUCCAGCAGGCACAGUCCUGGUCCUGCUCUGCGGUGAGGAGAGUGAAGCGCUGAAGGCUGAAGGCCUGCGUAGACAGGGCUUUCUGGGUGCCUGUGUUUGCCUGCUGCGCCCCUGGUGGUUGUCUGCUGCGGUCCACUGCUGCUGUGUGCAGUAAGUACAAAAGGAAAUGCUGGGCUUUUCCGCCAAGAUCACCAAAGGUCUGGUCUGUCAGGCACGGGGCCCCCAAACCAAGCAGCUUCUUCCUUUCCUCUGCUCACGCCCAUGCUCAUCUGAGCAGAAGACUUAGGGCCACUGUGGUGGGCCGUGCGGGACCCACAGCCCCCGUCUUUGGUAGCCACUGCCUUUGCAAGUGGGCUUAGCUUUCUCCAGAGCACGAUGCCAUGUUCUGGUGCCAGUGUCUGGGCACCAGGGAAAGUUCAUCAACCUCGACCCCACAGGGCUCCUCUUUAGUAGGAAUUCACUACAGUUUAGACACCCUAAACUUGUGUAGCUCAGGAAUAUAACUCUCGUAUAUUUAUCUUUGUUCGUUUGCUUGCAUUCUUGCAAGGACAUAGGCAGCUCCCCUGGGCACUGUUCACACUGCCCCGCCAGGGCUGCUUUGCUGUGACGGUGAUGGCACUUCAGCACACGGCAAGACAGACGUCUCCAACCCUUACUGUUUCAAUGAUGCUUAUUUCAAAAGCGUAGCUUAAAAGUUUAUUUUUGUACUGGUCUUAGUUUGGAUGCGCCACUUUUGGCACCAAACCUAUGUCAUUUUUAUUUCCAUUUUAUAAAUGUGUAAAUAGCAGUGGUAACUUGUUAAUCAUAGUAAACCUUUGUACCUGAG